AUGCUGUGCGAAAUUAAAGGCAUCCUAAUCCUUGAUAACGAAGGCAGAAAGAUUUUCAGCAAAUAUUACAACGUAGCUGGGCCUCUAUCAACACACUCAGGACAAAUCUUGUUUGAGCAGCAGCUGUUUGCCAAGGCUUCUAAAAUUGGUGCCAAGAACAACGAAGUCGACGUGGUGAUGAUGGACCAAUACAUUGGGGUCUUUAAGUUGAUCAACGACAUUUCUAUUAACUUGGUAGCUUCAAUUGAAGAAAACUCAAUUAUGCUCACCUGGCUAUACAUAAAAAAAUGGGUGGUGACGAGCCAUCAUCCGCAUGGCGGGUGCCCUAUGCAUACCUGGACUGGUUUUUAGUGCAAAGAGCUGCCUAAGGUUGGUUUAGUCUCAAAGCGAGAGCCCAACACUAUUUAAGCUGAUUAGUGGCUGGCCUGCAGCAGUUUUGCAUCUUUUUUGCCAGUAGCGCCCAUACCCGCCCUGCGGGUUUUCACCUGGUGGAAUUUAUGGCGCUUCAGAAAGCAGGGACUAUAAAUACCCAUUGUAACUUAAUCUUAAUCUUAAUGCUCGCGUGGCUGCUGGAUAUUCUGAUAGAAGCACUGGAACUGCUUUAUAAGAGUGAGCUGGACAGAGCCAAGAUUGUGGAUGAGCUUGAAUUGAUGAUGUUGGCCAUUGACGAAACUCUUGACGAUGGGCUGAUCAUGUGCACAGACGCUACUACAAUUGUGGAAAGAGUCAUCAUGCGAGAAGGAGUCGAACGAGCUCCUCUUAAGGUCAAAAAACCUGAGUCAGCGUUCGAAAGAGCAAUUCAGGGAGCGAAACAAGCUAUAACAAAGUCAUUAAUGAGAUAG
Messenger RNA from Blepharisma stoltei, 842 nucleotides. The record is from the annotation of a GenBank genome assembly. NCBI's taxonomy places the organism in Eukaryota, Ciliophora, Heterotrichea, Heterotrichida, Blepharismidae.